This is a messenger RNA of Homarus americanus (American lobster), 6187 nucleotides long. Its product is annotated as nephrin-like. Gene Ontology annotation, cellular component: cell-cell junction. Gene Ontology annotation, biological process: cell-cell adhesion. The record is from RefSeq and is a predicted model, not a curated record. Gene Ontology annotation, molecular function: cell adhesion molecule binding. Bases 1 to 3864 code for a protein of 1287 amino acids. The transcript is spliced from 18 exons. Lineage: Eukaryota; Metazoa; Arthropoda; Malacostraca; Decapoda; Nephropidae.
AUGAUCAAGGCCAUCUACCCCGCCGGGAUAACAAAGACAUCCCCAAUUCUUGAUUAUAGAAGGGAAAACAAGAACUGUCCUUCCAAUCCUGAACAGAAAGUGGCACCGACGACCGUGGAGCUGUUGGGUCGAGGGCGAGAGGACGUCAUCGAGGUGAACGAGGGCGAGGAGAUCAACCUCGAGUGUAAGGUUGAGGACGCCAAGCCUGUCGCUGAGGUGAAGUGGUACAAGAAUAACCAGGAGAUACAUAUGGAUACACGUAUUGACGUUACGGAGGAGUCAGGGAAGCACCGUCGUCACAACCUCCUCUCUCGGAUAACACUGAGGCUCUCCCCGGCUGAUGACGGCUCCCACUACUCCUGUCACGCCCACCACCGCGCCCUCAGCACGCCCAUGCGAGCCUCAGUCAAGAUCUCAGUGCUAUAUCCUCCCGGGCCGCCAGUCAUCACAGGAUACACUAAGGGCGAGUCGAUCCGGGCGGGGGAGGAACGAACCCUCACCUGCAGAUCUCGUGGUGGUAAUCCUCUAGGUCACGUCGUCUGGUACCGUAACAACGAGAACAAAGACGGCACCGACCGCCCUGUAGGAGGUGAGAGUGUCAACGAGUACAAGUUCAUCGUGGAUUCUUCUGACAACGGCGCCGUCUACACCUGCGAAGUGAGAAACAAACUAACGGAGAAACCCCUCCUCGCCUCCGUCAAGUUAGAUGUUCAGUUUCUGCCAGACAAGAUGGAGGUCACGGGGGUGAAAGAGUCACGAGUCGGGGACAACGUCACCCUCACCUGCUUCGUGGAGAACAGUAACCCGCCCGCAGAGGUGUCGUGGGUGGUGGACGGUCAGCCCAGACCCGAGACGUCGACCCGUCAGGAACCAGCCGGCUCCGGCGGGUGGCACACCAUCAGCAAGCUCUCCCUCACAGUGCCACCCGUGGAGAGAGACAUGAGUUUCACGUGCCACGCCACCAACCAGGCACUCGGGGAGACUAAGGUCGACACCUUCAUCCUCUCCGUCCUCCGACCUCCGCAGGCACCGACCCUCCACGGGUAUAGUGAGGACGGCGGGAUCAGCGUUGGGAGCCAGCAAGGGAUCACCUGUGUUUCGAGGGGCGGCAACCCACCCGCUCACCUACAGUGGUAUCGUAAUGGACAGGCUAUCCCCUCUCAGAAGCACAGAGUCAACGAUGUGAGCACGGCAGAGAUCCAGAUCGUAGCUGAGCCCCAGGACAACGGGGCUCAGUACCGCUGCGAGGCCCACAACUCUGCCGCCGCGUCUCCAGUCAGUGUCUCCACCACCCUCGUCGUCAAGUUCCCCCCGGAGUCCGUCAAGAUCACCGCCAGUCCUCAGCGUCUUAGGGCGGGUACCCAAGCUACACUCACUUGCGAGGCAGGCCCGUCCAACCCCCCAGCCACUAUCAGUUGGCUCAGGGAGGGAUAUCAGAUGCCCGGCCGACUCCUGGAAACCUCACACACAGCUAAUGGUGGCAUGAAAGUCACCAACAUGCUGACACUCAACCUGACAGCAGCUGACGAUGGGCUGACCUACACGUGUCAGGCAGCCAACAGUGACCUCAACAAGAACGUUCGACAGUCCACUACGCUCCUCGUCAACUACGCCCCAACAUUCCUCUCCGACCCGCCUGAUCUGGUGGACGUAGUUGUCGGGGAGUCUGAGGUACUCAACCUGACGGCACGAGCCAACCCGGGCCCCGUGCAGUACGCGUGGACCCGCCACGGCCUCCCUUUACCUGACCCUGUCAUCGACGACUCCUGGAGACACGCCUACGCCCACGGCCCGAAAACGAUGGGCGGCACGGGCGGGUCCUAUGUGGCAGCGGACGGACCUCUGUUAUAUAUCAGGGGCGUGACGCUAGACGAUGCCGGAGACUACGAGCUGGAGGCCAGGAAUCAAGAGGGCACUACCAUCGCCAAGGUCUACCUCAACGUGCAGUAUCCACCCACUAUCAAGUACACGUCGGAGGUGAGGACAGUGUCGGAGGGCCAGGACGCGAGCCUGGAAUGCGCUGCCGACGGGAACCCCCUGACGGAGGACAUGAUGCAGUGGACGAGGGAAGACUACGACUUUACACGCACUGAGCAAACCUUCGGAGGGAAGAAAGCCGCACUCAAGGUGCUACGAGCCAACAGAAACGACACGGGCGUCUUCUCUUGCGUGGUCAACAACGGCAUCGGGAAGGUCGCCUUGGCCAACGUCACCCUGGUGGUCAAGACGAAGCCCCAGGUGGAACACUCACAGCUGCUGAACCGUGCGGCGGCGGAGCUAGGGAGGACAGGUCGCUUGCGGUGCUUGGCGGAGGGGGCGCCGGAGGUGAGCUUUUCCUGGAAGAGGGAAGGACUUCUUCUCUCUAACGGCGUCAGACCAGACAAGUACGGAAACGAGACCUCAAAGACGGGCCUCGUGUCAUGGGCUUCCACUUUCUUUAUCAAGAACGUGAACGAGCUUGACUACGGCAACUACGAGUGUGUGGCCGAGAAUGAGCUGGGAGCGUCGACCAUCAGCGUUCACUUCACCCCGCCUACACGCCCCGACCCGCCUCUCGCACUCAAGGUGUUAAAUACGACCCACGACUCUGCAACCCUCGCCUGGAUUCCGGGUUUCGACGGCGGCAAACCUCAGUACUUCCGACUCCGGUACCGGAGCAAGUCCUCCAGCUCGUACCAAUACCUCGACGUGUACGAGUUCGGAGUGUACACGUACACCGUGACGGGGCUCAGCCUGGGCACUGAGUACUACUUCUCCAUCAUGAGCUACAACGACGUGGGCGAGAGCGAGUACCGCGGGGAGUUCGUCCGGGCCACCACCCGCAGCGAGGCCCCUCCCACGCCCGUCCCAUCCUCCAAUGUGGGCAAGGAGGCCUCCAAGCUCCCCGGCCUUUGGGUCGUCAUCAUAGUGCUCGUUGCCACUGCAUUGCUUGCUCUCAACGUCUCUGCCAUUGUCUGUAUAGUUAGACGACGACGGAACAAGAGAGCCUCCCCGCCCACUAAGAAGACGCCUCCACCUUCCAUAUCAGCGUCUGCCAUGGCGAAGGCUCUGCCGCUCACGCCCACACAGGAGGGCAGCGACCAGGCCAGCAGUAAGAGCACCACCAACACCAUGUACGCCCCUUCCUCCUACAACGACACCGUGGUGGGCGAGACCCUCUCCUCCAUCUCCGAGAAGAGUCGAGAGUCCUACGCACAAGAGGACUCCGUGGUAGACUAUGAGGAGCAGACCCACAAGCACGCUGCCUCCACCUACCUCAUCGACCAGAUUGAACCGCCUCCUGAGUACGCUAGCCAGACGCCCUCGCAGCCCUCCAGCGCCGCCUACGAUCCCCAGGAGGACGAUUACGCCGAGGUCCUACGUAGGAACGCUUACAAUCACCAACUGGGUAAAGUGACUCCAAGGCCGCCCUCCCGUGCUACGCACUACAGCACCUCGCCAGAAACUCGUGGCUUCCUUAGCUUCUCCUACACGCCCUCCCCCACUGGUGUACCCAACGGCGCUGCCCAGUACCACGCCGGUGGUCCCUCCGUCACCCUAGGGCUUCACGACCACGGCUACCCGGCUGAUAUAGGAAACAUGAGUAUCGAGGGAAUUGAUCACGCCCACGCUCUGCAGUCGCUGGGGCUGGACUCCGACCCUCCUCCUUCCCUUGGGCUGGAGCAACACUCUAUCCCCUCAGAGCACCCCAGCCUCACGUUAGAUCCACACUCCAUCACCAUAGACCAUCCCGUCAUUGCCGUCACAGACUUCUCCAACAGAAAUGGGGACCUCAGAGUUCAGCCGACGAGCCUCUCUACAUUCAAUCCUAACCCAUCACCUUCCUCCUUCAGCGAGUCCGAUCUCGAGGGACAUUUGGUAUGACUGUAAGCAGGCCCGCUACCCAUAGGGAGGGCGGUAACCUGCUAAGCUACUUCUUCUCAGAGCUCCAGAGCAGCGCGGCAGUACCUGUGUGGAAGCGACCUAUGAUGCUUGCGUAUCUCCAGACUCCAGCUAUGAGGCACUUGGAUAAUGAGUCCUGGACAGACAGUCAGGUUCUGUGUGCGCUGGCCAGAUGAGAGAAAUCAAGCAUUCGUGACAUCAGGGAGAAUAUGUAGUUAUUCGCUAAUUUGCUUGAAAUAACCAAAGAAUUUUUCUGACCUUAAAAACUGCAUUUCAGUAACGCAUGUGUACUUUUAUGCGAAUAUAAAAGAAAUAUUGGCUUUAAUAUGCAUUUUUUUGCAUAAUCUAUGUAUGAAUUGUUGUACUGAUAUAGCGUGUGACCCUGUGUGUUGUGAACCAGUGUGUGAGGGAAGACAAGAGAGGUUGUUAUAAGUAAACACUUUUGUAUUAACGUGACAAGUCAGACCUUAUUAUACAAUAGCCAACUUUCCUACGAGAACCACGUGCAGGGAACAAUUUGUCUUCGUUAGUCGAUAAUGGAAGGCGUGAGUUGGCUGGAGGCCUGAAGGUGCAGGAUGCUGACAGAUGUGUUAAAUCUAGUGCUCUCAUGGUGCACUACACCACAGUACGUUGUUGCUCUUUUUCUCUUGUAGCGCCACCAAGAACUAGUGUUCCUCUAAGUUUCCUGCAAUGCUAAGAAGACUUGAUUUUUGCUCUCUUCCUACAUUAUUACUACAGACGGGCGUUUCUGACAUUUUCUUGCAGCAUCACAGAAAAGUGGCGUCUCGUUAUUUUUUGCAACACAAACAAGAAAGUGCUGCUUUAACUCCUUGCAUCAAAUCGAAGAACAAAUGCUGAUGGUUCCUUGCAACAAUUGAUAACUGUAAUUGUUGUUUGUUUUUUUGCAGAACCACGGAAACCCAUAGGACUUGACGAGUAUGUGUGUGUGAAAACUUUCCCCAUAAGACGAUGUUCAUGGCUAACUGUGAUGUACCUUCGCUUUCAACUUCCAAGUUUUUCUAUGAAUUACCAGUGAUGAGGCUGGUGCGAUGUUUCUUGUGUACUCAUUCUUAUAAAAACUCAUAGAAUGUUUUCCUAACAUGAAAGAGUGAAAUGUCCGCAUGAUACAGAAAAGAGUCCUAAAGUCAUGUCAUAAUUAUCCAAAAGAAAAUACUGUAUAAAUAACCGACUGUUUCAUAUAUAUAUAUAUAUAUAUAUAUAUAUAUAUAUAUAUAUAUAUAUAUAUAUAUAUAUAUAUAUAUAUAUAUAUAUAUAUAUAUAUAUAUAUAUAUAUCGGAAGUAAAUUUGAUACCCCGCCAAACUCACCCAGCAUUUUCCAGGAAGAAAUCCAGGCAGAUCCUUUUUCUCUUGCCGAGCUUCUCCAGGGGAUUAAAUCCUAAGGCUCCUCCCCCAGUUGCGACCCACCUGCGUGUCGACCUGGAGUGGCGCUGUCUAGUUUGUUGUAAUUGGAAGAAAUCCCCUGACUUAGCCGGUGACAUCAGUGCCGAAGCCCCAGAGAAGACCCGAGCGGCACCGGCUGCUUCAGGGAGGAGGAAGCAAGAUGAGAUGAGGAAAAAGUAUAGCUUGUGGACGAUCCAUCAAAUAUUACAGUGCUAAGGAGAAAACUUGAAGGGGAAGAACUGGCAUAUUCAGCAACCGGUUACCGAAGCAGAUGAAAUUUACAGUAGUGAUCAAAACAAAAAUUCACAUAACAAAAAGAUAUUGUCCGUGAUGAUCUGGUCAAAACUGGUGUCUUAUGAAUGAAGAAUAGAACUGAGGUUCGGAUAUCUUAGGGAGCACCCUGAAGACGGCCAGUCCUGGUGGCCUUGGUUAGUCUCAAGGUGCAAGGUCUUGUUACCCUUGCUGGAUGGAACCAAGUAAAGGCGUUUAAAGAUUAUUUCCGAGUAGUUAUAUUAACUAAAUUCCUAAUCUUUAUUUAUGUCUGCAUUUUUUGUAUUUCUAAAAGUCUGUUAAAAAUAGAAGAUUUAUUAUCAUGUCAUAAUAUUGUAUUUAUACUGUGAAUAAGAAAAAUAUUUAAAGUGUUGACAGCUAUUAAGAUAAUGAUUGCAAUAUUAUUUUUGGAGACUAUGGUAAGCUUUGUUGCUAUUACUAAAAUUCCUAUGUAUAUACAUAUUUAUACAUAUUUGUAUUGUGCUUGUACGACAGAGUUUAUCAAAAUUAUUGACUAUGUUGUGAGAAAGAACUUUCCGAUAACAUCUCAAGAAGCUGAGCAUUUUUCGAAUAUUUUCACUAUGAUAAAUAUUUGAAAUUAAGAAAUUAAAAACAGCUGAAAAUCCUCAAUAAA